AUGAUCAUGCCAAAUACUCUACCAGGCAAAUGCUGCAUGACUAUGUCGAGUGCAACUGAUUACUGUGAUGCAGUCUAUACAUGGUGCACCUACUCAUAUAGCGGAAACUCCAAGUAUUUUAUGUGUCCCUUGCCUUCAACCUGCGAUGAUGUGGUUAGUGUGAGUGACAAUCAAUGGUAUGUGAAAACUAAGACCUUGUAAGAUGGGGAGAUGUGCGUGCACAGAAUAAAAUAUGAUACAAUACACAUGGAUGAGACAAUCUAUGAAUUAGGAGAUCUUGCAGGUGACACUACUUUCAGGUAUGCUGAUAUUUACACCAAGGGGCUUGCUAAUAUUGAAGUGAGAGUAAGAGUCACUUCCAGCUCUGCUUUUAUCAAGGCAUUUUAUUUGCAAAAGUAUGUGGAAACUCCUCCAACUUCACCAGGAACAUUCAAUAUCCUUGGACUUGGAACUCAAUAUCCUCUCACUAUCAAUAGUCCUUAUAUUACUGUAAUGAUCUAUACUAAUGGUGGUCCAAGCAUAUAUACUUUGGAAUAUGGAAGAGUAGAUGAAAGAGAUUAUUAAUCUAAUGCUUACUACUAAACAAUAUAUCCACUAUUGAUAGCACUAGCAUUAAUAGUAAAUACACUGAUAUGA
Stylonychia lemnae is the source of this 636-nucleotide messenger RNA. The record is from the annotation of a GenBank genome assembly. NCBI's taxonomy places the organism in Eukaryota, Ciliophora, Spirotrichea, Sporadotrichida, Oxytrichidae.